This is a messenger RNA of Coturnix japonica (Japanese quail), 1859 nucleotides long. RefSeq names its product small VCP interacting protein (gene SVIP). The record is from RefSeq and is a predicted model, not a curated record. Lineage: Eukaryota; Metazoa; Chordata; Aves; Galliformes; Phasianidae. Gene Ontology annotation, biological process: negative regulation of ERAD pathway; negative regulation of retrograde protein transport, ER to cytosol; positive regulation of autophagy. Gene Ontology annotation, cellular component: endoplasmic reticulum membrane.
AGGAUGCCAACCAGCAGCCUGCACUUGUGGCCAAGAAAGCCGUCUGUAUCCUGGGGUGCAUUAAAAGGAUCGCGGUCAGCAGGCCGAGGAAGGUGAUUAUCCACCCGCUCUACCCAGCUGGAGCCGCAUUUAGAACACUACGCCCAAUAUUCCACCCCCGACCAUCCCCGCCCCCGGCAGCCCGGCCCGCUCGGCCCUGUGACGGGGCGGGGCCGCUGCCUCCCCCUCGGCAGAGCAAAGGCAGCAGCGCAGCAGGGCGGCCAUGGGGCUGUGCUUGCCCUGCAUGGGGGGAGCCGUCAAGGACGUGGUGGAGACGCCCGACCCGGAAAUAAAAAGAAGACAGCUUGCAGAAGCUGCUGAGAAGAGGCAGAUGGAGGCUUCUUCUCGAGGUAUUAAGAACAUUUCUUCUGUAGAGCAAAAGAAAAAGAAGCAGGAAGAAAUAGAAAAAAGAAUGGCAGCUUCAGGUCCUGUAGGAGAAGGAGGCCUGAGAUGGCAGGUUGGAUAAAGAAGUUUGACCUCUGGAGGUGAGAUUGAUUUUUACUGCCAAGAACUUGCCAGUUUCUGCAGCAGAGUGGAACUUAACUCAUCACGUGGCUUUUUGCUGUUUGCAUUCGAAGACUCAGCAGUACUUUGCCAUUGUAGGAGGGCAGAUGUGCAAACGUGUACUAAGAAAACGAACAUCUCCAGCCUCUGAACAACUCAGUUUUGGCCAAUUUUUGUUCUGUGUGCAUGUUUUGCUUCCCUGGCAAGGGAGUGAGAAGGGUUUUCUCACAUAGAAGUGACCUUUACCUGUAGUCGGUCUGUGUGUGUGUUACAUGGUCAAUUGGUACAUGUAUGCCUGCAUAUGUCCAACUUAAGCACAGUUCAGGUGCCCUUGUGUAUGUAUCUCCCUUGGAUUUCCUAAUUACUUUUGAACCGCUUUGGGAUUUAGCACCUUUUUUUUCUAAAGAAAUAAAAAAAUAAAUAGAGCAGAUCCUUAGAAAAAAGCUUUUUUGUGACACUACCUAAAAAAAAGAAAUAUCUUUAUAAUCCUUUUUUACGCUUAUAGCAAGAAAGUUGUUUUAUUGUGAGUCUGACAGUUUUUCCUCCUUGCUUUUGUGCAUGUAAAUUCCUUUAGAGUAUGUAUUUAUAUGAACACUGGAACGUAAACACUACAUUUGAAAUACUGUUGGUGACUUGUUUUGCUUUGAAUGCAGAGGGAAGCACAGAAAGAACAAAGUUAAAGACCUGUUCUUGGAUGGCUCAUUUGCUGAGAUUUCUGUGCUAUCUGGGUCGGUUUGUUACAGUGCAAUCACAAUUGCCAAAUGCUUGGAGCUCUGUUGCUUUUCUUUUGUAUCUAGUGAUGUCUGUAAUCCCUCUUCCUAAUGCAAAACUGCCUUUGAUUAUUUGGAGCUGCCUAAACUAAGGUAUAACCAGAUCUCCACAUCAGUGACCUCAAGCCACUGCUUUGAUAGAAGAACAAAGCUUGUUGCAGCAUGAUCAACAUGAAGAACCUAGCGCCUGCCUUCCAUGGAGAGCAUCAUAUCUGCCUCAGUACGUUACUGACCCCAUUUUUGACCUAGUUGAGGCUGCAAAGGCUUCUUUUUUCCUUUCCUGAACUAAGUAAUGUUACUUCCCCAAAUAGUGUCUCACGCUGUCUUAGGAGCACAGUUGUGACUCGGUGAAUUCCUGGCUUAGCCUUAGUCAUUAAGUUGAGAAAGGAGAUCUUUCAAUAUUAAUACAGUAGCACCAGGGCUAAAAGCUUGUGUCCUUAGCAGCUGAAUACCUUUAGCUUCCUCUGGUUGUUGGCACUUGUUCACAUAACUGUAUCAAAAGUAAUAAUAAUAAAAUGACUAUGAUGAUAAAGUACGAUGAAAAUA